Molecule: messenger RNA, 1903 nt
Organism: Daldinia caldariorum
Lineage: Eukaryota; Fungi; Ascomycota; Sordariomycetes; Xylariales; Hypoxylaceae
Product: Brix-domain-containing protein
Exons: 2
Coding region: 246-1502 (418 amino acids)
Biological process (GO): maturation of 5.8S rRNA; maturation of LSU-rRNA
Cellular component (GO): preribosome, large subunit precursor; nucleolus
Molecular function (GO): rRNA primary transcript binding
Source: RefSeq, a predicted model, not a curated record
GCUUACAGGCUUACAGAUAAAGGCCCCACUUUAAUUUGAGAUCCACUAAAAAUUUUAGAUUGCUACAUAGUAGAAGAAGUCUUCGACUCUUCGACUUUUCGACUUUUCGACUUUUCGUGAACUUUCAAUUAUUAUCCAAUAAGCUUUCCGAUUGUUAGAAUAUCGGCGUCCAAGGACCUUGACGGUUCAAUUCGAUCUAUCUUCCGACAUUCUCUCACCCUGGCCUCGUUCAGGCUGACAGCACAAUGGGACCGCAACGAUCUACUUCGCUGUCUAACAGGACAGGAAACAAGCUUUACCGCCAAUCACUGUAUGUCAAGCAGAAAAGAGAGCGUGAAAAGGAAAAGCGCGAAGCUCGAUUCCGGAGGAAGAAGGAAGAAGAUAAAGAGCCCGAAUUAAGGGCUCAGAGGGUUGCGCAAAACCAGCCAUCGACCAUUGACCGAAAACGAGUCUGGGACGACGUGGACGACGAUGGGCUAGGCGCAAGCGUUGAUAUGGAGCAAUUGCUCAAGAAGCGCCGUUUACAACAAGAGGAGGCCGAAGAAAGACUAGCUGCGGGUCUAGAUGAAGCGUCUGAUCCUGAAAAGGACGACGAUAAUGACGAUGAAGAUAGUAUGUUAGGUUCGGACGACGACGAUGAAGAAGAAUCCGAUGAGGAAGCAGCGGCGAAGGCUCGCGCUAAGCAGGUCAUUCGAGAUGAUAGUCUUGCCCCCUCAACCACUUCAACGAAUCUUGACCUUACGCCGGAAUCAUUGGUGUCUAAAUUCCCGUCGCUCUUCUCUGACGAUGUGCCCGCGGAACCUAAAGUCCUGGUUACCACCACUCUCAAUUCGACUCUACACGAUCAAGCGAGACUACUUUGCACAUUAUUUCCUCAUAGUACGUAUAUACCGCGGUCGGCGCACAAGUACGGCCAUAAGUAUAGCGUGAGGGAGAUUUGUAAAUUUGCAGGGAAUAGGGGUUUUAACUCUGUUAUGAUUCUCAGGGAGGAUUUGAAAAAACCGAUAGGCUUGGACAUUAUUCACCUACCGUCGGGACCGACAUUUCACUUCAGUAUCUCAAACUGGGUCGAAGGGAAGAAGCUACCUGGCCACGGUAACCCGACAAAUCACUAUCCAGAACUUCUACUCAACAAUUUCAAGACGCCACUAGGUGUCCUCACCGCGCGGCUCUUCCAGUCGCUUUGGCCCAAGACACCCGAGCUACAAGGACGCCAAGUGGUUACUUUACACAACCAGCGUGAUUAUAUCUUCUUGCGCAGGCAUAGAUACAUCUUUCGAGAUAAGAGGGCGACGGAGAAGAGUGUGGUUGGCGCCGACGGGAAAGAGUUGAAAGGAGUGGAAAAUAUUCGAACAGGUCUUCAAGAACUAGGUCCGAGAGCAACCCUUAAGCUUAGGCGUAUAGAUAAGGGAAUCGGCCGGGCAGGGAGCGAAGGAGAUGACGCUAUACAAUGGGAAUGGAAGGCGAAGAUGGAAAAGCAACGAACUAGAUUUAACCUCUAAGUCCCUCUCGUCAGGCUUAUUACUUGGUUGUUGUCGAAUGCAAGCAUAAGCCAUGAGAGGUAAUUUAAUAUACCCAUGCAUCCGCUCACAUUUAAGAGAAUUGGUGCUCUUACAUGUAACAAUUAUAUGUCGGUAUCCGGCAUCUAGCAUUUGGCAUCUGAGAUGAGAUUAGGAUGUAGGUACUUAGGUACAUGUACCUGGUGUUCAGCAGGGCAGGGUUGCCACUUGGCUAUCUCACAUUUGUGGCUUGUACCUAGGAUAGGCUAGCUGACCAGGGCCACUUAUCUUAUUAACUUACCUCCAGUCCCCUGCUAAUGUUCCCUCAUGACAUCUGCGGAUGACCUACUCUACCAUACCCUACCAUACUCUACUCUACCAUUUCACCUCCAAUUCAUCUAUCG